Molecule: messenger RNA, 1945 nt
Organism: Malania oleifera
Lineage: Eukaryota; Viridiplantae; Streptophyta; Magnoliopsida; Santalales; Ximeniaceae
Product: protein ROOT INITIATION DEFECTIVE 3-like
Exons: 8
Coding region: 364-1776 (470 amino acids)
Biological process (GO): DNA-templated DNA replication; rRNA processing
Cellular component (GO): nuclear pre-replicative complex
Molecular function (GO): protein binding
Source: RefSeq, a predicted model, not a curated record
AAUUCUUUAGACAUUAAUUUUCAAACUUUGUUAGAAACCUCCAAGUGAAAUUUCUCAACAAAAAUCUCACAUGGAGCAAUCAAUUUGUUUGGCUCAUCCUUCGAAAUCAAUUAUUAAGAGACAACGUUUUUUGUCUGAGCUCUGAAGCAUUCAUGGUGGGCGUCUGAUUGGGUGGAGCGGAGUGAUAAACUCCCAACUGAAUCUGCACUAAGCUCUUAACCACCUUCCCAUGGCGCACCCUCGUCUUCCCCUCUGUCUCCAUGCUCAUUAAAGCUAAGAAAUCUGCGGAACAGCUGCCAAAAUUGCUGAGUCCCAGAGCUCCCUUGUUACCCUUCUCUCUCUUUCUUCCCCUCUCAGAGAGAGAUGGAGAUGGGUGAGCGCAGAGAGGGUUUGGCGGUGUGCAGUGACAAGAGCAUGAUCGCAGGAAUCACAAUCUGGGACAUUGAAACAGGGGAUCGCGUUCUCCACAUUCCCACCUGUGCUUCCCCUCCCCACGGCUUCUUGUGCUUGAGAAAUCGCUUCUUUAUGGCUUCUCAGAUCAACAGGCAUGGAUCCCUCGGUGGUGGGUCGAUCGUGGCCUGGCCCUUGAACAAGCCCCAGGCAAUGCUUCGGAGCUAUCCAGUGGAGGCCAUUGGGCCAAUUUGCUGCACAAGAGAUGGUGUAUUUCUUGCUGGUGGAGCUCCUUCUGGAAAUGUUUAUAUCUGGGAGGUCACCAGUGGAAGAUUGCUCAAGAAUUGGCAUGCCCACAAUAGAUCUUUGAACUGCAUGGUGUUUUCUGAUGAUGAUUCUCUUCUCAUUUCCGGUUCAGAUGAUGGUAUAAUCUGCGUUUGGUCUAUGUUUAGUUUGCUGGAUGCUGCAGAUUGCGGAAGCUUGCCUCCUUUACUCCAUUCUUCCUCAGAGCAUUUGUCUUCUAUAACUGGUGUUCUUUCUACAGCAGGCAGUUCAAGCUCAGUUUUUAUAUCAAGCUCCCUUGAUGGCACAUGUAAGAUUUGGGACCUGGUCACGGGAAGGCCUUUGCAAACUCAAGUCUAUCCACAAGCAAUAACUGCCAUUGUUAUUGAUCCAGGAGAGCAGCUCUUGUUCUCUGGAAGUUCAGAUGGAAGGAUUUUUGUUAACAAGCUUGACAUUGGACUAGCAGGGGAUCCUUUCACUGUUGCAGAGGACCAGUCGACUGUUUUAAAUGGACACAAUGGGCCUGUAACUGUGUUGGCCUUCAGUGCAUCGGGUCUUAUCUCUGCCUCUGAGGACUGUACUGCCUGCCUCUGGGAUGUCGUGAAUUGGGUGAUCAUUCGAAGAUUUAAUCAUCAAAAAGGACCCAUAACUAAUCUGGUAGUGAUACCACAGUUGUCACUGCUUUCCAUGACAAACAACCCAAAAGUCUCUAAUCAAUUCCGGGUUUCUCCGCUUGAGAAGCUUCCUUCUCCAAGCAACUCAACCAAGGGAACUGUAUGUUGUUCGCUCAAAGAUCACCGAACCAUCGUUGAUUGCAGAAGCGCAGAAACACUGAACCGGCAAAUUCUGGACUUGGAGAAGGGUCAAACACCUGCAGUGAUGCAAAUGGAAGUGGAAACAAGUGUUGAGAAUCGGAUGUGGGCUACGAGGAUGACGAAGCAUGUCAUGGAGAUGAACCGGCAUCUGCAAUCACGAUUGCUCGAUUUGAUGCAGUCCCGGUUACUAUUGCCUCCUAACAUUGACUCCCUUACAGCCAGAAAAAGAAAGAAGCUUAAGAUUGAGAGUUCACCGAUGGGGGAAGAGCACACACAACCCCCAUGCUGAAGUUUUAACUUUUUCGUUUUCUCUGAUGAUAAAUAAGAUCAAACCACCACAUCCUAAGACUCUAUGUAUUUUUAAGAUCUCCCCCCCUCCCUCCACCCUUCAUCCACCAUUUGUAUAAUUGAAACAGUUCAUAAAACAUAAUUAAAUUUUGUUCUUCUUGUUAUAUCUA